Messenger RNA from Acanthosepion pharaonis, 747 nucleotides. The record is from the annotation of a GenBank genome assembly. NCBI's taxonomy places the organism in Eukaryota, Metazoa, Mollusca, Cephalopoda, Sepiida, Sepiidae.
AUGACAUCUCCACAUGAAAGUCUUCAACACAGACAAAAUUCAUAUUAUGAAGAUUCAGGUGAAGAACUGAGCCCCAGACAACAACCAAGCCAAUGUUCCUUGUCUAAAUACAAACCCCUACCUGCAAUAAAAGGAAAGAACCAUCGUGGUCCAUCACCAGAUAUUCUUCGAAAUCCCACAGUCUCCCAUACUGAGGACACAGUUAUGCACACAAAGAAGAAAGGCUCUCCUCAUGAGACUAGAAAACCAGAUAUGGAACUAAAAGGAGAGUCACCCAUGCUUUUGGAAAUAAACCAUCCAAAGCAAACCACCAAUCAUUUGGCCAACCCACAUCUGGUUCAGAAAGAGUCAUCACCCAACCCAACAGAGCCUUAUGGGAAUAAUGAAGAAUUACCCCCACAAAGCUGUCCACCAAAUUCCACUUCAUGGUCAGAAUUGCCUGACUUAAAUAAUUUUCCUGAUGAACCUGGUCCAGAAGAAGCAAGGACACUACUGGCUAUUAAGUUGCCCAAUGGUCAACGUAUUCAUCGUUUUUUCCGAUUGAAAGACCCUUUAUGGCUGGUCCGUCGGUUUGCCGAGGUCUCAAGCAGCAAUGACUUUUCAAACUUCCAACUGGUCAAAAGUAUUCCCUGUGAAAUCCUUAACCUCAAUCAGACCAUUGAAGAAAAUCAUUUGUUGGAAAAGAUCCUACUACACCUGGAAAUAUUCACUCAUGACAGAAAUAUAAGACUUCCAAAUUCUUCCUGA